This is a messenger RNA of Exophiala xenobiotica, 1317 nucleotides long. RefSeq names its product L-lactate dehydrogenase. The transcript is spliced from 3 exons. NCBI's taxonomy places the organism in Eukaryota, Fungi, Ascomycota, Eurotiomycetes, Chaetothyriales, Herpotrichiellaceae. The record is from RefSeq and is a predicted model, not a curated record. Gene Ontology annotation, biological process: carboxylic acid metabolic process. The coding region runs from base 206 to 1150 and encodes 314 amino acids. Gene Ontology annotation, molecular function: L-lactate dehydrogenase (NAD+) activity.
AGGUUGGAAGUAAAACGCUCUUGUGAACAUGUGACAAUCAUCGGGAACUUCCAGUCAGCAUUACGCACAACUUCACGCCAUCUACGAACCACCUUCUACUACUCGAUGAGUAUAAUUCAGGCUGGAGGCAUGGGCUGAGUCCCCGCAGUCCAGAUGGUUGAAUCAGAUCUCAAAUCAAUACCAUACGUGGAACAAACACUAUCAAAUGGCUGCUAAAAUUGCUAUCAUCGGUGCUGGCCAGGUCGGUGCUGCAGCUGCAUACGCAUUAUUACACGGUUCACUCUAUGGGGAGUUGCUCCUGGUGGACGUGAAACUGGACCUUAGAGAAGGCCAAGUCCGUGAUCUCUCAGACGCAUCAUUUUGUGAGAACAGCAGCACCCGUAUCAGAUCAGGCACAUACAAAGAAGCAGGUCAGUGUGACAUUGUGGUCAUCACAGCAGGGUCGAGGCGAACGAUAGGAGAGACCAAAAUCCAAUCAAUCGAGCGGAACAGUGCCGUUCUUCGCAGCAUCAUCAACGCAAUGAAACCGUUUCGCAAAGAUACCGUCUUAUUGAUUGUUUCCAACCCGGUUGAUGCGCUCACCACCCUCGCACAAGAGGUUUCCGGCCUUCCAAGGAGUCAAGUCAUGGGCUCUGGUACUUCUCUCGAUUCGGUUCGCCUUCGCAGACUGCUAGCUAGCAAACUUGACAUUUCAAGCAAUCAUAUCAACGCAUACGUCCUGGGCGAGCACGGAGACUCCCAAUUCGUGGCCUGGUCAUGUGCAUCGAUUGCCGGAGUGCCCAUAGACAAAGCAAUCGCUCCCGAAACUCUCAAUCGCGUACAUCUUGCCGAAGAAUGCAAACAUGAAGCGCAACACAUUGUCAAAGCCAAAGGCUCGAUUGCUUUUGGCAUUGGCUCGAUUGUCGCCGGUAUUUGCUCGUCAAUCUUGUUCAACAAACGUGAUGUUCGGCCCGUCAGCCACUUUCAACCCGACCUGGGAUGCUGCUUGAGUCUGCCAGUGGUGCUCGGGAGAAAGGGAAUUGUGCAUACAGUCCAUUUGCCGCUGACGACGGGUGAGAAGGCAAAGUUGCAGGAAUCCGGCGACGCGGUCAAAGAGAUUGUGCAGGAUUUUACGGAGGAGGAUAAAGUCAGUGGGAUGGCUGCACUAUGAUGCCACUGGGCCGUUGAAGAAUAUAAUAAGGCGUUAUGGGAUCAUGAUCUCGGAAGUGUUUUGUAUUCAUUAUUUGGAUCAUCGCUCAAAUGGCAUGAUUCACUCAUGUGGCCCAAUAUGCCUUUGUUUUGAAUCAUAGGAACUAUAAAAUAAUCAUCCAACCACCA